Messenger RNA from Solanum dulcamara, 857 nucleotides. Its product is annotated as putative lipid-binding protein At4g00165. Bases 275 to 643 code for a protein of 122 amino acids. NCBI's taxonomy places the organism in Eukaryota, Viridiplantae, Streptophyta, Magnoliopsida, Solanales, Solanaceae. The record is from RefSeq and is a predicted model, not a curated record. The transcript has a single exon.
UAGCCUUACAAUGCACAUGGCUAUAUAGUGUGCCAAAAUUGACCUACCAAGCUAUAAUUGUGAACUUCAUUUACUUCCAAUUCAUUCCUUAUCUUCAAAAUUCAUACAAAUAUCUCUGCCACUCCCACACAAUCCUCAGAACCACAACUGGCCACUAGUUAGUAUACCUAUAUAUCCAACAAACUGAACCUCAUAAAUUCCCAAAAUGAACCUAAAUUUGGUACAAAAGUUCAUCAAAAUAUUUGUACAAGCUUAGCUAGCUACUUACUAAAAAAUGUUUGGUUCUAAGGUAAUUUCUUUUUUUAUUUUGUUUAAUGUAGUGUUUUUCACUUGUGUUUCAUCUCAUAAUACACCAUGCCCUCCAACACCAACAAAAGCACCAUCCAAGUGCCCUAAAGAUACCCUAAAGUUUGGUAUUUGUGGAGAUUGGCUUGGGCUGAUUCAUGAGGUCAUUGGAGCAAAACCAAGCAGCCAAUGUUGUGCUCUUUUGGAAGGGAUAGCAGAUGUUGAAGCUGCUUUGUGCUUAUGCACAGCCAUUAAGGCCAAUGUUUUGGGUGCCCUUAACCUUAAAAUUCCCAUUGCCAUCAGUAUGGUUCUGAAUUCUUGUGGAAAGAAAGUGCCUAAAGGCUUUAAAUGUGCUUGACGAUCCUUCCUUUAGUCGUGUAUGCAGGAUUUUACUCGAGCAGUGUCCAUUUAUUAGCACACAAUUCGACUUGUAACUGAGUUUGGAUCUAGAAUUAUGUUGUUCUUAAGGCUUUUCUUCCUCACAAAUUGUUGAUAUAUCCUUUGUAUAAUUUUCAAGUAGUGUUAGUUUAUUGUUGAUAUACAUAUAGUUAAAUUUAAUUAUUUUACAAAUA